AAUCUUACUUAAAUUUUAUUGCACACUUUGUCUGUGCAGAAAGAGACAGAGAACAGAGAGGGGCCGUACAUAUUGGCUUCACUUUUCUAACCGUAUGCGGGGUCCAUGUAUACUACGUCUAUGGCACAGACUAGAGACCCUUCAAUCAGAGACUGGCCAUAAGAUUUUGUCAAAUUCCUGCAAGAAAGAGAAUAGUAUAGGCUAUCUCGCUCUUCCACGAAUAGUGUGUGUAUAUGUGUGGCUCUAUACAUGUAUGUGUAUAUAGUGUGGGUUAAGCGGUGCAACGACGUGCUGAAAUAAUAUUCCGCAAAAAUGGGUGGAUGUUGUGCAGAAUUUUGCAACAAUUCAUCAUCGAAAGGAUAUAUCAUGAAGAUAUUCCCUAGAAAUUCUGAACGUCGAGCGAUAUGGGCGAAAAAUGUUGACCGGAAAAAUUGGACGCCUACAAAUAAUUCAUUUCUUUGUGAGAUAUAUUUUGCAUCUGAUAUGUGGCAACAAAGAUUAGAUGGAAAAAAAAAAUUGGAAAAAGAUGCAAUUCCUACUAUAUUUGGUUUUUUUCUUAAAAAGACAAACGUGGUAAAUAACAAUGUUUCUAAUAACGUAUUGAUUAAGAACAAUGAACGUCAAGAUAUGGAAUGUGAAAUAAACAUGAAUACUUCAGAAUCUUCAAUGUUUGAAGAAAUUGACAUUAAUGAUGACGUACCACAUAAUAUUUCUAACAAUCAAUUAAUUAAUAAUAAAAGUCAAGAUGUGGCAUAUGAAAUAAUUAUGAAUACCUCAAACUCUUCAUUGGCAAAAUAUGAUGUAAAUAGUGAUGCGCCAGAUUGUGACGUGGCAGAUCAUGACGCUAAUGGUGACGUGCUAGAUAUUUCUAAUAAAUUGCUUCAUAAUAAAAAUGAAGAUAUACGAUGUGAAACAUCAACUUCUGAGUCUUUACAUAGUACGGAUAAAAAUGUAAGAAAAAAUAAGCAAUGUAAAAAAACAGAAAUUAUAAAUAAACAAUAUUUACAAAUUAUAAAUAUGAGAAGGAAAAUGAAAGGUCUGAGAAACAAAAUACAGACAUUACAAAUUAUUAUAAAAAACGAUAAGUACAAAAGAGCUGUAUUAUCAAUUUUUAAUGAAGAUCAAAUUCAGACUUUAAUGAAAAAAAAGCGAUGUCGAAAUUGGUCCCAUAAAACUAUUCAACGUGCUCUACAACUUAUAUUUGUUUGCGGAUCUAACGGCUAUAAUAAACUUAUUCAACAAGGAUACCCAUUUCCAAGUUUACGGACGCUAAUUAGAAGAUUUCAAAUUUGAGCCAGGAAUUUCGAACAAAAUGUUUGAAUUUUUGGUCACAUAAAAUGUCUUGAAAAAGAAGCUGAUUUAGAAUGUGGCUUGGUGUUUGACGAAAUGGCAAUCACACUCAAAAAUUUUUAUAACUCAUCAACAGGAUCAAUAGUGGGAAACAUCACGUUUCCCAACGAAAAAGAUAAUUACUAAAACAGAACAAAUGGGUUUUCAUGUUAACUUUCUCACCUCAGACAUGGGUCCUGGAAAUGUCGGACUGUGGAAACUAUUAGGUAUAAGUACAGAAAGGUUUAGUACAAUAAGUAAUUGUAUUA
Molecule: messenger RNA, 1598 nt
Organism: Odontomachus brunneus
Lineage: Eukaryota; Metazoa; Arthropoda; Insecta; Hymenoptera; Formicidae
Exons: 6
Coding region: 313-1293 (326 amino acids)
Source: RefSeq, a predicted model, not a curated record